CAUCGACUACAUGUGACUAACCAUAUCUCAGUUAUGGUCCACCAACCAAUGUAUUCCCACAACGUAACCAACCCAAUCAACGAGCUAACAUGCAUUCAUAGUGACAAGGCUUGAAGAUUGAUCAAAGACAGGACCAACGGACGGUACCACCAGCUAGUCGUCUGCAAGGCGCCAGAAGUUUCUAGAGAACGAAAGAUCUGUUUGGAAUCUCAUUCUUUCUGUUUGAUUUGGGAGUGUUUGGGUAUCCUGUUGCAUGUGUUAGAAGUUUCCACGGUACAGAAGUUGGCGCCUCCGAACGGAUCUCUCUUUCUCUGGAAAACCCGACAAGGAUCCAUUCAACGCCCUUCAUUCAUUCAUUUUCCCUCCCUUUCUCCAAAGAAAGAUUGAGCAAUCUAUUCACUAAUUUGCAGGCAGAGGAGUAUUUGUGAACCAUGCCGGCCCUGGUGUUGACCCCGACGCCCUUGGAAGAUGCGCUGUUGACGCUGGUGGAUCCCAUCGAAGUGACAGAUCGGCUAAAGGUAAUGCGACAACAAGAGAGUGGAACGUAUCGAGUCUUUGAUUAUCUCAAGAAACACGGCGAACUGCUCAAGCGCGUCAACAAACCCAUUGAUGAAGAUUGCCGCGUCAAAAUGUGCGAGUGGUGUUAUCAGGUGGUGGACUUUUGUAAAUUUCGUCGCGAGACAGUCUCGAUUGGCAUGUCGUAUUUGGAUCGCUACUUGUGCUCGCGUCCCGGUCGUUCGGCGUUGGCCAAUCGCAAGGAAUACCAAUUAACGGCCAUGACGGCACUCUACAUUGCCAUUAAAAUUCACGAACCUUUGGAAAUGGAAACGGCCCUAUUGGCCGACUUGUCGCGCGGAUGUUAUGAAGAAAUGGAAUUUGUCCACAAGGAAGAAGAGUUAUUGCAGGCGCUCAAAUGGAGGGUCGGUGGACCCACGGCGUUGGGGUUUAUUCAACACUACUUGGCAUUGCUACCAGACACGGUACAUCCCGCCGUGGCGGAAGCCAUGAUGGAUUAUGCCCGCUACCAAACGGAAUUGGCCAUUUCGGAACACUCGUUGGUGGAUAUCCAUCCGUCGGAAAUUGGAUUGGCGGCACUCUUGAAUGCCAUGGAAGGCAUGGACGUUUCACUGCUGUCCCCAAAAGCACAAGCCAAGUUUGUACGAACCCUCGAAAAAGUGUCGGGAUGUCAGGUCGAAGACGUGGCCGUCAUUCAAUCCACACUCUCCAUGCUCUUGUGCAAUUUGGUCAAGAAUGACGAUCAAGUACUCGAUGCCUGUGAAGAGACAGACUUGGAACGAGAGUAUCAAACUAGGUCCAGUCCCUCCAAACAUCGACAAUCGCCCGUUUCCGUCACGCGAAAACAACAAUAGAAUCAGGGGAACAUACUCACUUUUUUUUGUAAGAACAGUAUUAUUUAAUAGAUUGUUUAUACUAUC
Molecule: messenger RNA, 1436 nt
Organism: Seminavis robusta
Lineage: Eukaryota; Bacillariophyta; Bacillariophyceae; Naviculales; Naviculaceae
Source: the annotation of a GenBank genome assembly